Physcomitrium patens is the source of this 2687-nucleotide messenger RNA. NCBI's taxonomy places the organism in Eukaryota, Viridiplantae, Streptophyta, Bryopsida, Funariales, Funariaceae. The record is from RefSeq and is a predicted model, not a curated record.
AAGACGAGUUAGAAGAGUUUGAUUGUCGCAACACCCUCAGCCUUGCACGUGGACCAGACCCAGAAGGUGGUGGGGAAUCUGGGAUGCAGUUCUGUCCGUGUGUCAAUUCAAAAGUAGGAUUCGAACUUGCGCUUGGUGGGGUGUUGCAGUCACCAAUUUGGUCUUAAGUGUCGUAUGUCUGUUGUCAUCGUCGGAACGAGCAAGAACAACGUCCGCAGUCCUGUUGAAGUAAGUUGCGUUGAUUUCUUUUGCGGUGCUUUUGUGGGAGGUGAUGAGGACGAGCUUGUGCAUUUGGGAGGUUUGGGUUUCUCUGGGUUUGGACCUUGUGAAGCUCUCGUGUGUUUUGUAGUUUACUUUUUCCUUCAACAACCCCCCCCCCCCCCCUUAUUUUUUGGUGCUUCAAGGUCUAGCAAAGAUAGCGACGAAUUUCGAAUUUCGAUCCUCCACAGUGCAUGUGAUCCUUCUAUGUUAUAGUUUUGUGGAUUCUCUUGUUGGGUGCGUGAAGGAUGCGUGCAGCCUGACCGAGACUUUGCAAGGCACACCACAAUUGGAAGAAGCUUAGUCCCACCUUAAAGCUAUCUGAACACUUUUUGCAGAUAUCUUGUUGCAAGCUCUCCGUGAGAAGCUACAUUGACAGCAUAGUGAUUUUUUGUUGAAAAUGCUUCGGCUGCGUGAUGCGUGGCUUUUGACUGCCCUUCUGCUUUUGGGAAGCGCGAUUUCUGUGCACUGCCUGGAUCAUGUCCAACCUGAAGAGACCUCGGCGACUAGCCACGAAUACCUCGUCGCAAGUUUAGGGUCUUACGUACACAAGUCUUUAGAAGCCUGGGAAAGGGUGAGGCCAUACGUUUUCGGUGGGUUGGGAGACGAUGUUAAGCCAUCGGAAUGGCCCGAGCUUAAGCCAGGAUGGCGAGUGAAUUCUGCUGUAAUUCUCUUGUUCAUUGGAGCUGCGAUAUGCAGCGCUGGUGGGAUCGGUGGCGGUGGAUUGUUCAUUCCCGUCUUCAACUUGCUGCUGUUAUUUGACCCUAAAACCUCUGCUGCAUUGUCCAACUUCGUCAUAUUAGGGGGCUCCGUGGCCAACUUGAUAUGGAACCUGCCGCAGCGACACCCAUCACUUCCCCACAAGUCGGCAAUCGAUUACGAUGUGGCUCUGAUUCUGCAGCCGAACAUGCUGCUGGGUAUUAGCAUCGGCGUGAUUUGCAACGUAAUGUUUCCGGGGUGGUUGAUUAUCGUCCAGCUUGCGCUGAUUCUGGGCUUCAUCACCACGCGGAGCUGGAAGAACGGAAUAAAGCGGUGGAGGAUCGAGUCCCAAUUGGCUGCUCUGAAGAGUGAGAACGGCGAGGAUACGAUGGAAAGAGGAGAGGAAGGCGCUGAGAAGCAGAACCUCAUCAGGGCACUUUCAGCUGAGGAAGCCAAUGCAGAAUCUGAGGGGCCACUGGAAUCAGACAAUUUGCAUGCACCGUUACUGGCUCCGGUGAAGACUCCCUUGGAGCCGUCUUGUUUGGGGAGCAAAGUCAUGUGUCUUGGACUUGUGUGGGUGGCGUUUUUUGUAAUUCAAUUGCUUCGAGGCGGCAAAACAACUGAGGGUAUUUUGCCUCUGAAGAGCUGUGGCGUCGGAUACUGGCUGCUGACAUUGACGCAGAUACCAUUGGCGUGUUUCGUCACGCUGUGGACAGCUUUCCGGCACACUCAGUGCUCCUCCGAUAAACAGGACCAAGGAGAAAUAACCAGACACCGCGCUUUGACGGUAUUCCCAGGCAUGGCGUUGGUGGCGGGCUUGUGGGGGGGCAUGUUGGGCAUUGGUGGUGGCAUGUUCAUGAAUCCACUUCUCAUCGAAGCAGGAGUGCAUGUACAGGUUACAGCCGCAACGACUGCAUUCAUGGUAUUCUUUUCGUCAUCGCUAUCCGUUGUAGAGUUUUGGCUCCUGGGACGCAUCCCCGUAGACUUUGCAAUCGUCUUCUCGUCGAUCUGCUUCGUGGCAUCCCUGAUUGGACUGACCGUGGUGCAUCAUGCCAUUUCCAAGUACGGGCGAGCUUCCAUCAUCGUUUUCUCAGUGGCCAUCGCCCUGGGCAUUAGUGCUGUCAUGAUGGCAGGCUUUGGGAGCCUGAAUGUGUACAGGCAGUACAAAGAUGGGGCCUACAUGGGCUUCCACACACCAUGUUGAUAACCAAAGCCUCCUUAUCUUAGACGCGUCUGAAGCCUCACCAGCUGAUCACUGAAAUCAGUUGCUGUCUUUCAACAUACCGUUGGAGAGCUUCAACGCUUUGAGCCAUCACCGUGGUAAUAUCUCAUUACCGAGUCACUUUUCGAAAAGUGAGGGAUAUGUUCUCAACUAUAUUACUCUGACGAACCCAGGUUCUUCAUUGCUCCAUUGUUGGAGUGUUUUGUCUCUGCAAUAACUGAUUGACGAUUAGCUCAAUGAGUAUCAUUUCCUACGCUUGCCAGGAAAUGACUGGCGGCCGGUGGACAUUGAUUGCUGAAUGUUAACAUAAUUAUUAACAUGUGUAGCUGUUCUCAUUAAACUUAGUAGGAUCCAUUCUGUACUCUGAGCAGGUAAUUUGUCCUCUUACAUUAAAUACAGUAUGCACUUGCAACAAAUAAAAGUAAGAUAAACUAUUUGCCAAUCAAACAUGAUUUUCAUGACUUUGAAAAUAAUUAUUAUGAUCCUAAUAUAACAAUAGGAUUAAUUU